Molecule: messenger RNA, 1729 nt
Organism: Cheilinus undulatus (humphead wrasse)
Lineage: Eukaryota; Metazoa; Chordata; Actinopteri; Labriformes; Labridae
Product: histone H2A-beta, sperm-like
Exons: 1
Coding region: 1100-1504 (134 amino acids)
Cellular component (GO): nucleosome
Molecular function (GO): protein heterodimerization activity; DNA binding; structural constituent of chromatin
Source: RefSeq, a predicted model, not a curated record
CUUGCCUAUGUUAAUGCAGUGGCGAUGCACGAAGAAAACAACGAAGAAGCCGUGUGACUUGCGGUAUUAGAGAUGAGAUAAGGUGGCGCUUGUCCAACUUCCGGUGUGAAGAGGAGGUCCCCCGAUGCAUCCAGGUCCCUCUCCAAGUUAUUCUGGUGAGGAACUAAUGUUAGAUUAAUAAAAUUAGGUUACAGUCAAAUACAGGAAGUGAAAUUCUGUCAAACUUAACUCAGAAUUUGUUCAUGAUCAUAAAAACAACCAAUAAGGUCACAGUUCAUGAGAAAAAUGACCUUGCUUAAUGAACAUGAUCAUUCUGUUUGUGAUUUUUAUAGACAUUUUUCUGAUCACUUUAGGUGACACAAGUUCAAUUAUUCUUGUUCAACAAUGUUGUUGUAAUUAAUACAAAAAAAAAAAAAAAUUGGAAAAAAAACUGAUGUUUAAUGUUAGUAUUUAUUUUUUGAACGAACAUGGCCUUUGAAAUUAAAAGAUCAAGUAACUGGUUUGUGGUAUUUUCCUUUUAAUAUAAGAAUGUGAUAAUUUACAGGGAAAUAAGUAUAUAAUGGGAUAAUAUCAUUCUUGUUUUUGUUUUUAAUAAACUAGCUCCAGUUAUUCAGAAAACUGAAGUUCACAGUAUUGCAGAGUACAUAUUUCAUUUGGUACUCCAAGCCCUGUGCUAAAAUUCAAAAUAAGCCAGUAAAACCUCUACCACACCACAUAUAUUGCUUGUGCAGUCAUGCUGCUUCUCUCUCUGUGUGGCGGGUAUGUCUGAGUGCCAUGUUCCACGCUUUCCUGCCUAUCUACUAGUUGUUUUUGUUUUCUGUGUGAUUAAACUAAUUUGAUCUGCUAUGGAUGUUAAAUACUGAUACAAGUGACAUAAAAAGAGCCCAUAGUAUUUAAAACGUAGCCCAAAUCCGCGGGAAAAUUGCGGACCUGGCAACCCUAGUCAGCACAUUUGUACUGGGCAUGUCUCAACAUGCUGUGCACUUGUCUAAACAUCACUUCAUACUGUAGUUACACACAUUUGAUAAUGUUUGCCAGCUGGGUGGAGCCGCGUUGAUAUAAAGUGAGAUACAGCCCUGUGAUUGCAUUGAAAAUAAACAUGUUAGGAAGCGGUAGAAGCGGGAAGACGAGAGCCGCAGCAAAGAGCCGCUCCUCCCGUGCUGGGCUGAAGUUCCCUGUCGGUCGUGUCCACAGGCUGCUCCGUAAGGGAAAGUAUUCCAAGCGUGUGGGAGCCGGAGCCAGUGUGUACCUGGCGGCUGUGCUGGAGUACCUGACUUCUGAGAUGAUGGAGCUGGCUGGUAACAUGGCUCGUGACAGCGGGAAGAGACGUAUCAUCCCCCGAUACCUACAGCUGUCUGUUUGCUUUGACCCGGAGCUCAACAAGUUACUGAGACGAGUGACCAUCCCUGAGGGCGGCGUGGUGCCUAACCUGAAUCCCGCUCUGCUGCCAAAGAGGGUCCACAAACUCGUCAGACGGGAGGGUUUAAGCGACAUGUUGUGGUAGUGUGAGAAGAAACCCAACGGCUCUUUUCAGAGCCGAAUUACCGGCAGAGACAUUUCCUUGAGAUGAUCAGACUCAUUCCUACGCAGUGCAUUAAUGACUUCUUUUAUCUGGUAGGAUUGAGGUAACUCGGAACUGAACGAGUAGUGAGAGUUUUAGAGCUGGAUGUACGUGAAUACCAUGUGAAAGCCCCCCUGUCCUGAAGGAAAUAAAAGUCUAGUUACUUUA